Sorghum bicolor (sorghum) is the source of this 1557-nucleotide messenger RNA. RefSeq names its product auxin-responsive protein IAA19. Gene Ontology annotation, biological process: regulation of DNA-templated transcription. Gene Ontology annotation, cellular component: nucleus. The record is from RefSeq and is a predicted model, not a curated record. Gene Ontology annotation, molecular function: protein binding. NCBI's taxonomy places the organism in Eukaryota, Viridiplantae, Streptophyta, Magnoliopsida, Poales, Poaceae.
CCCGGGGAAACCACACGGCCCGAAAUGCGGGGAGCAGAAGAGAAAGCGCUUCCUCUCGCCCGGUCGGCCACUUCUCACUGUCAUGGUGCCGGUGCCCUCUCCGUCUCCUCCUUCUUUAACAAGGCACCACCACCACCAGCACCUCUCCAGACGAACGAACAAAAAGAGGCCUCGCACCUCGCUCGCUCGCUCGCCUUCCUGCUGUGCUUCUGCUUCCCCAGCGACAGCGAGUCUCCUCAACCUCAGCCUCCCCUCCCUUCGCCGCCGCCUGCGACUCCGAUGCCGCCGCCGCUCGAGGCGCGCGACUUCCUCGGCGCCGGCGCCACCUCGUCGUGCUGCUCGUCGUCCUGCUCCUCCGGCGGCGAUGGGACGGUGCCGCACCUCGCGCUGCGGCUCGGGCUCCCGGGGUCCGACUCCCCCGGCCGAGGCGCGCAGGCGGAGCACGCCCACGUGGACGCCGCGCUCACCCUCGGCCCCGCCCCCGCCCCCGCGCCGCCCAGGGGAGGCGCCAAGCGCGGGUUCGCCGACUCCCUCGACCGGUCCGCGAAGCGGGACGGUGCUGCGGCGGAUGACGACGCUGCUGGGGGCGUAACUGGGGAGGAUAAGGGGGUAGCUGCGGCCGCUGCCGGAGCUCCGCCGGCUGCCAAGGCACAAGUUGUUGGAUGGCCACCUGUUAGGAGCUACCGAAAGAAUACACUAGCUGCAAGUGCCACAAAGACAAAGGUGGAAGAUGAAGGUAGGAGUGAGGCGGGAUGCUGUUAUGUUAAGGUCAGCAUGGAUGGAGCCCCAUACCUAAGGAAGGUAGACCUCAAGACCUAUUCAAGCUAUGAGAAUCUCUCGCUUGGUCUGGAGAAAAUGUUCAGCUGCUUCAUCACUGGUCAAAACAGUUCUUGCAAGACAUCAAGAAGGGAUAGGUUUACUGAUGGUUCUAGGGCUGAUGCCCUUCAGGACCAAGAAUAUGUCCUUACUUACGAAGAUAAAGAUGCUGACUGGAUGCUUGUUGGUGAUCUGCCCUGGGACUUGUUCACCACAAUUUGUCGGAAACUAAGAAUCAUGAGAGGCUCUGAUGCUGCUGGCAUGGCUCCAAGAUCACUGGAACAGAUAGCUCGGAACAAAUAAGGAAUGUUGCCCGACAGACACAGUCUGAACUAAGGACAGAGUUUACAUGGCGCUGAAGGGAGCGAUGUUUUAUGCGAAGUGCUUCGGUUAAGUCUUCUUUUCACAUGUGCAGUGAGAUCUGUGGCCUACUGUAAGACGCCCAUUUUGCCCACGAGGUUGUCACGUGUUAUUGUAGAUGGUCGCUUUUGUCUGUGAAAGAUCAAAUCCGGUAGCCUACUGCUUCCUCUAUGAUACUUUCAUCUGUAUCCGGAAGUUUGUACUUCAUUUCCUAUAACAGUAAAAAAAGUGCCCAUGUUGUCCAGUAAAAGUUAUUCUCGUGAUGGGUCUAGAAACUAAACACUCAGUCUGUUAAUCAGCUCUGAUAUCUUACCUGAUAAUUGGGAUGAUGUAACAUUUUACGUUCCUCUGCACUUCUAGGCUAACGAAUGUGUUACUGAA